Messenger RNA from Pocillopora verrucosa, 1588 nucleotides. RefSeq lists its product as uncharacterized. The record is from RefSeq and is a predicted model, not a curated record. NCBI's taxonomy places the organism in Eukaryota, Metazoa, Cnidaria, Anthozoa, Scleractinia, Pocilloporidae.
AGUAAAUUGACUCGACCCGUAUUUUUUAGUACUGCGGAGUAACAACACUAACAGCUCUGUCUCUAUCCAAGCGUUUAUCCCGCAGCCGGCGAAGAAAUCCAGCUCGCGUCGAUCUGUGAAAAACUGAGAUUUUUCUCGCAGUGUUCAAGACAUGUCAAGCGAACCUCAAACACCGAAGGUGACUGUCACUGAUGAAAGUGAAGAUGUCACCGAAACUGAUCGCUCUCCAGCGGAGAACGCGUUUUAUGAAUCGUUUCUUAUUCAGUCGCGCUCAGCAAUUGAAAGUUUGUACGCCUCGAACAUAUACCAUAGUCAACGGCACGCUAAGCAGGUUAAAGAUCUUGAGAGACAAAAACAUUAUAGCAUGUCUGAAAUGAGCAACAAGCAGAAGGAAAUGGUUAAAAAGAUGGCUCAGCUUCAGGAAAAACAGGAGAAGAUACAGAUAGAGAAAAGAAAACAGAACAUGAAACAUUUAUCAACAAACGGUGAACAUCGUAUGAGGCCGCAUUCGACAUCAUCGUUAUCCGAUCGUAAGUCAGAUCGGAAGGCAAUGCUCAAACACCGACCACGAUCGGGAUCGAUGCCGUUUCUCGAGCCUCUUGAUCCAAGUCUCGUCAACCAAAGUUUGUCGAAGUCUACCGAGAAUCUAUGCUCAGAAUCAUCACUACUAAGCGCAAGUCUUCCGUCAAAUGCGCUUCUAUCGCGAUCUUGUGAAGAUUUAUCAAAUCUUGGCAGAAAGAAUGGAAAAAUCAUACUACCAGCUUUAUCGAAGCUUCCGAGGGCGAAAUCAACCGGAGACUCCACGGAAGAUUCCGACUCAACCUUCAUAACCCGAAUGCCAUCUUCACCUCCGACGAAAGCUAAACUUAACCUCAAGUUAACACCUUCCGGCUUCAAACCCGAGCAUCGCCGGGGAUCGCUCGAUCCUUCUGUUAUGAGAGACUUGGACAGACGACGAGGGAUGAAAACAGACAGUCCUCCGGCCAGUCCAAAGAGUACACAAACGAAAUGGGUUCCUAAAUCUUAUGGUAUGCCUCAGGGGAGAGGUCUCCCUCCUGUGUGAUACCUUGACGCGCAGAUGUCAUUGAAAUGUUGAAAGGACUCACGAAAGGUGAUUUUCGACUGAAUUUAGCAAAAUUUUAUCGUAGUUCUCUAAUGUAAGGAAUUGUUCGCGAUCAUUUCCUCCCAUGAAAACUGUCUAGUGAGAUUAGGUUAAGCUGGUGCGCACGGCUAACCAAAAUGUUUCUUGUUGAAAAGUGACAGGAGAAGGUAGGCUAUACUACCACUCAUAAAUUUGUUUGACCAAGCGGGGGACUAAUGUCUGGCAUUAUAUUACUUAACGAGACAGCAGAGUGUGCAGUCUUUUUCAGUGACAGGCUUUCCCCGGCAAGUUAUUUAUAUUGGAAGCUGACACGCACACUCCACUCUUACUUCCGCGCAUGUCUCCUUUUUAGGCCGGUGCACCUACUCUCGCUCCCAGUCCCGGACGGUCUACUGUGCAGUGUUCUAUUUUCAUGGCUGGAGAAAUAGAAAGCGAACGAGGAAUCUUUCGAGGGAAUGAAAAGUAAAAUAUUUGCAAGUCUUUUUA